Stylophora pistillata is the source of this 3257-nucleotide messenger RNA. RefSeq names its product synaptotagmin-7. Gene Ontology annotation, molecular function: calcium ion binding; SNARE binding; clathrin binding. Gene Ontology annotation, biological process: calcium ion-regulated exocytosis of neurotransmitter; vesicle fusion. NCBI's taxonomy places the organism in Eukaryota, Metazoa, Cnidaria, Anthozoa, Scleractinia, Pocilloporidae. The record is from RefSeq and is a predicted model, not a curated record. Gene Ontology annotation, cellular component: synapse; plasma membrane; exocytic vesicle.
CACAAGUCUUUCUGGGCACGAAGAAGAUGAAAAUGGCUGCCACACUCAUAUCGUUGUUCGCCGAUCCGAACGGACAACUCUCCAUGGGAGUGUUCAAUAGCCAGUUUGCCAAAUUGAAGUACACUGCUAAUGUUGCCCUUGAAUAAUGAUCAUGAAUAACUCAGGCCUUCUAGGAAAUUUGCAGAUGAAAUCUUUGGCCUUGGUGGCUGGCUUAGCAACAGGGAUCCCUGUAGUUGUCCUGGUGUCAAUUUACAUGGUGUAUUGCUGCUGUCGGCGGAAGCAGCAAGAUCUACAAGAACCUCGUCUGUGGAGGAUUAAGGAUACCUCCCAUGAUCCAUAUAUUCCACCUUUUGUACCAAGAAUAGUACAGAAAUUUGUGCAACAUUCUCAUCAUGGAACUCGUAACAGUAGUAGUGCAACGUCUGCUCAGACUUCACCAUUAGAAGAGAAAUCAUUUUUCAGUGAGGAUUCUGGUUCAUAUCGAACAGCACCUGAUGAUGCUGGCAUUCCAGAAAAGAGACAUAGUUUGGGUAGUUUUGAGGCACUUAAUGUGCCAACAAUUAGACGAUCAUCCCUUCUUCAACUUAGUACCUCAAGUGGAGAUAGCUCAGAAAGCAUCUAUGAGCAAAGAAAGAGCUCAGAUGUCAAGUCUCCCAAGAGUUUUCCAAAAAGCAGCAGCAAGUCUUUUGAAUUUGUGAGGCCAAUUCCAGUCAAACCACUCAUAACAAUUACUAGAGUAGAAUCUAAGGAUGAUAUGAGCACGAAAGUGCAUGGAGGUGAUGUAGAUCCAAAUGGCCAGAGUCAUUCAGACUCACAAGUCCUACCUGUCAGGAAGCCACCUAAACCUUCUCGUAGCUUAGAUAAUGUUUCUGUCCCAUCAAGAGCGAGCAAAGAGAGGAAAGGAAGUACUGACAGGAAUUUGGCAGAGGGGAGGAAAGAAAGUGGUGCCACUGAAGGGGAAUUAAAAGUUAAACAAGGAACUAUUACCAAGAUUCCUGUGAACAUUCCAUCCCAAGUCAUUCAUUCACAUAAAGAUACCAGACGAAGGAGCUCACACAGUGGUCUAGGCAGAUUAAAUGUGUCAUUACAAUAUAAACAGACCAGCUGUGACUUAUUUAUAAAGAUCCUCCAGGCUCGAGAACUGCCCGCAAAAGACCUACGUAACAACACAUCUUCACCGUAUGUUCGAGUUUAUGCACUCCCAACACGGAGACAUAACCACAGAACAACAGUUAUUGAAAAGAACCUGCAUCCAGUAUGGAAUGAAUUGUUUAUUAUUAGUGGGCUCACUCUAUCUGAAAUUAGACAACUUGCGUUACAUUUUCUGGUCAUACAUCAUCAGCCAGUGUCACGCAAUGUUGUUAUAGGAGAGGUGAUGAUGACUUUGGGUGGAUUGGACCUAACAGGAGGAGAAGUAAAUGUUUGGAGAGAAAUCAGACCUCAUCAGUUUCAAAAUAUUCUUGGUGAUUUGCAUGUGUCUGUUUGUCAUCAACCACUGUCAAGUAAACUUUCAGUAACUGUGUUAGAAGCAAAAAACCUGCCAAAAAUUAGCAGUCUCAACAUAGGAGAUCCAUAUGUCAAGGUGGAAUUGUUUUCUUCAAACCGCCGUGUUGCUAAGAAGAAAACCCGUGUGAAAAAGAAAACAGUAAACCCAAAGUUCGCCCAGACCUUUACAUUUGACCUGGGAGGAAAAGUGGCACUCGAUCACAUGACCGUGAUGUUUACUGUACUAGUGCAAGAUUCAAGUGGAUGCCAUGAACGGGUCGGCCAAGUGGUAUUGAGCACAGCAGCAGGUGAUGGGCCAGAGUUUGACCAUUGGAGUCAGGUGAUCUGCAAUCCACAUUGCCCUAUUGACCAGUGGCAUAUGAUACAUGAAUAGGUCAUCUGCAAUCUGUUUACAAAUGUUUUUAUGGUUUAACAGAUAAACAAUAGCCUCCCUCUAUUUGGUGUGAAAAUAUGGACAGAUCUUUGUCGGCAAACUCUAUUUGGACCGAGAUACGAACAGAGAGCGAAGCUUGAGGAAACUGUGAGCUUUGAGGAACAGAUAAUGUCCAAAGACGAAUAUAGGAACAUCUUUUAUAGGAUAUGGGAACAUGUGUUUAUUGUUCUUCAAAUAGUAUUGCAACGUGCGGGAAAAUGUUUUCUUUGGUACGACUCUGUGAAUAAACAAACAUGUCCCUUAUCCUGUAACAAUAGAACAACACUCUGUCGUCUUGAAUUAGAUUCUAAACAAAGCUUUUAUCGUAUUGAAUGUAAAAUUUGAAAAUUGAGGAAUAUCACUUGGGGUAUAUCUUCAGAUAUUCCCUAGUUUUAGCUGGAGAAUAUUCCGUCAAGUGAUGCGUUUAGACAAAUGGCAUGCGAGAAGAAAUGUUUGAUGAAUUAUAUAUUAAAUUAUUCUUCUCACACUCGGCAACUAUUGUUGAAUAAUUACUGCGAUAAAGUCAUGGGCAUUAUGUGGCAUUUUUAAUCAGUUCCAAUUGUUGUGAAUUUUUGCAUGGUGACUGUACGGCCUUGCAUUUCAGUUUGUUUAGACGUUUGCCAGUUUUAACCUUGUUAUGUGAAAUUGUCCCUGAACUAUCAUACUUAACAUUAGAGAAAAGCAUUUCCCCAUAACCUUUCGAUGCUUUAAACAAACACAAAAAACAUCUAUCUCACCUUGUGACCUAAGAGUUCCUAGCUGGUCUCAAGAGGGAGGAUUUUAUCAUCCAAACACGAUUUUAUCCGUUUUCAAGGUCUUCAAUUGUAAGUGAUUUACCCAGUUAAAUAUCGGUGGAUUAUGAAAGAAAUUGCACCUUUCGACGCUAGGCCUGUGAAAUUGGAGUGUGGAGGAGUUAUGGGAUAUUCUUACACUGCUCUGGUUUGACUGUCUGGCUUGUGUUGAGAUGUAGGCUUAGAGUUCUAUUCGAUGAUUACGCUCUGGAUUUUCCACGCUUUUUGAUAAAAGCCCCUGUUCAAUCACUACUUGAGUUCGGUUGAAAAUAGUUUGCAGGAAAUUAAGAGUUUCUGUUUUGAUGCUAUUGGUAUCGACACAAGAAGUAUAAAUUGUGGGUAAACACAUAACUUGAGAACAAACCCGUUAUGGAAGAAAUAUACAGAUUAUUUAUUUUGAAAUAAAUUCGAGAGUCAUUGUAAUGAAAGAAAGGUCUAUAAUUAGGUAUUUAUUAGUGAGACACAUUCAAUAUCCUAUUUAGUUUAUUAGACUGAUGGAACGAAGUUGAUAUGAUAUAUUAUGGAUGAAAUAAAUUUAUUUGGCGUUA